This is a messenger RNA of [Torrubiella] hemipterigena, 1542 nucleotides long. The record is from the annotation of a GenBank genome assembly. Lineage: Eukaryota; Fungi; Ascomycota; Sordariomycetes; Hypocreales; Clavicipitaceae.
AUGCUACUCAGUCAGCUCUUAGACUAUGCUUACAGCCACUGGCACCUUGUAAUCACAAUUCUUCCUAUCCUUCAUAUUCUUAGCAACAAGUUCAAUCGCGGCCUAUACAAGUACCCGGGCCCAGCCAUUGCCGCAUAUACAAACUGGUGGCGGCCCUUUGAUGUCUUGUCACGCCGGCCUCAUCAUACACACAUUGCACUGCACCGCAAGCAUGGCACUAUAGUGCGCCUUGGACCAAAUAUAUUGUCCUUUUCUGACCCACAGUCACUCAAGACCAUAUACGGUCUGAAUAAAGGCAUGACCAAGAGCGACUUCUACCCCAUCCAAAGCUCCAUCUCCAACGGCCGGCGACUACAGUCCCUCUUUAGCGCCCAGGAUGAAGCAUAUCACGCACGUUACCGCCGUUGCGUCAAUUCGGCGUUUGCCAUGACAUCCAUGGUUGGAUACGAGCCAUUAGUCGAGAGUACCCUCGACAUCUUCAUCGAGCAGACGCGGCGCCGAUAUGCGGCCACCGGUUCCCACUGCGACUUUUCCCGCUGGCUACAGUUCUUUGCGUUUGAUGUUAUUGGUGAUCUCACAUGGAGCCGUCGCCCAGGCUUUUUAGAGACUGAUCACGACGUGGACGGCAUUAUCAGCUUCGUCGCUGGCUUUCUUGCUUAUGCCGCUGUUGUUGGUCAGCUACCUGUGCUCGAUGUUCUCUGGGCAAAGAAUCCGCUCAAACUCAAGCUUCAAGAACUCGGUAUCAGCAAGACCGUUUUUCCAGUUACCAAGUUUGCCAAAGAGCGCGAGCGGGAGAGAUUGGCUGCGAACGACAAGAAGCCAACCUCGACUGGUAUAGAUCUCAUGUCCAAGUUCCAGCAGGCUCAGCAGGAUCACCCCGACUUCAUGACAGAGCUUCAAGUUCUCUCAUCAUGUACUAGCAUGAUCUUUGCCGGUUCAGAGACGACAGCCAUCAGUCUAAGUGCGAUAUUUUACUACUUGGUUAAGAAUCCUCUUGUGUAUCGCAAGUUAAUGGCUGAAAUUGACGAUGCUGUUGCUACAGGCGCUAUAGAGAGUCGCCCUAAUCGCAAGGUUAGCUGGAAAGAGAGCCAAAAACUUCCGUAUCUCGACGCGGUGAUUCAAGAAUCAUUCCGCAUACACCCAGCGCCAGGUCUGCUGCUGGAGCGCGUUGUGCCACCUCACGGCGCUAUGAUCUGCGGUGAACAUAUCCGCGGCGGUACCAUUGUCGGCUGCAAUCCGUGGGUAAUUCAUCGCUGCCGCGAAGUCUUUGGCGAUGAUGCUGAUGACUUCCGCCCCGAAAGGUGGCAGCUUGCCAACGAUGAGGAACUGAAGAAGAUGAAAGCCGCCAUGUUUCAGUUUGGUGCCGGGCCUAGAACUUGCAUCGGGAAGAACAUCAGUCUCAUGGAGAUUUACAAAGUAGUUCCAACGUUUCUGCGCAGUUUUACGGUGGAAAUGGCUCAACCAGAUGCUGAUUGGAUGACGUAUAACGCUUGGUUUGUUCGGCAACUGGAUUUCGAGGUUGUUUUCAAAGAGAGGCCUUAG